This is a messenger RNA of Necator americanus (New World hookworm), 1251 nucleotides long. RefSeq lists its product as uncharacterized. The transcript has 12 exons. Gene Ontology annotation, biological process: protein farnesylation. NCBI's taxonomy places the organism in Eukaryota, Metazoa, Nematoda, Chromadorea, Rhabditida, Ancylostomatidae. The record is from RefSeq and is a predicted model, not a curated record. Gene Ontology annotation, molecular function: protein farnesyltransferase activity. The coding region runs from base 1 to 1251 and encodes 416 amino acids. Gene Ontology annotation, cellular component: protein farnesyltransferase complex.
AUGACUGCCGCAACAAAAUUCCGCACUUGCAAAGAGGAGUACGCAUGCAACGAUGACGGUUUCUUCACGUUCAGCAGUACGGAACAGAAACGCGUCGAGGAUCUUGUGAGCGAACAAGUAAGACGAUGUGAAGAUUACGCUAACGGCGUUCCCAUUCUCAUUCGCGACGCCCACAUUGACUAUGUCAUAAGGACGGCCAUAAAGAUUGCUCUGAUGAUGGCUGAUUAUGGUUGCGCAGAAGUCGCCGUUGUGCUCAUACAAGAAUAUUUAAGAAAUAAUAUUGGUUUGGAUGCUAGUCGUACAUGGAUGUGCUUUUGGGGAUUGCACAGUCUGAACAUUCUUGGCGCAGCGCCUUCACACUCGCAAAAAGCUGAUAUAUUGGCUUUUUUGAAGACUUGUCAACACCCAGAUGGUGGUUACGGAGGUGGACCUGGUCAACUCGCUCAUCUUGCCCCUACCUAUGCAAGCGUAAUGGCAUUAGCAUCGCUCCAAACGGAAGAAGCACUUCAGUCGAUUAAUUUAGAGUCUCUGUCACGUUUCCUCCAUCGAAUGAAGCAACCGGAUGGAUCAUUCACUAUGCACGACGGUGGAGAAGUGGAUAUUCGUGGCACUUACUGUGCUCUUUCUGUUGCUGCGCUUUGCGGCAUCAUGACUGAUGCAUUGAGAGACGGAGCGGCCGAGUGGAUCGUAAAGUGCCAGACCUACGAAGGAGGAUUUGGAGGUGAACCAAAUGCCGAGGCUCAUGGCGGCUACGCAUACUGUGCUGUAGCUUCUCUUGUCAUCCUUGAUAGGUAUCGAUUGGCUGAUUCAGAGUUGCUGCUGCAAUGGCUCGGCAAGCGUCAAAUGCGUUUUGAAGGAGGUUUUCAGGGUCGCACUAAUAAACUUGUAGAUGGAUGCUACAGUUUCUGGCAGGCAGCUAACUUCCCUCUCAUUGGGGGAGAGAUGGCACGGGAGGGUCGUCUCAGCGCUGAAGGACUGUUCGAUGCUCGUAUGCUUGAAGAGUACAUCCUGAUGUCCUGCCAGGAUGAAGCAGGUGGAUUCCGCGACAAACCUGAUAAGACGAGAGAUCUCUAUCACACAUGUUAUGUUCUAAGUGGUCUCGCCGUAGCGCAAGCAUAUUCAAUUUUGCGCGAGAAUGGCAGUGUGCUUGGUGGGAAUCAAAAUGCAGUCGAAGCAAUCAAUCCUGUCUUCAACCUGACGACAUCCAGCGAACAGUUCGCCGCCAGCUUUUUUGCUAAAUUCUCUCAUUAA